GGUUCAUCAUACCAUGAUGAUGGUCUUCUUCUUGGCUUUUGAAUAGAUUAAGGCUGGUUUUCUAGUUCUCUCUCUUCCCAUAGUUUAGUGUUAUCCUCUCUUACGCCUGAGCUGCCGAUUCUGUUGUUCCCGACGAAACCGCAACUUCUGGGUUUGCCUUUACUCCGGUUAGCAUUUCCUCUUUGCGGUGUAAUUACUUUCUCAACAACUGAAAAUGAGUGGCAGUCGCUUUCCGCAUAUUAUUUAUGUCGGCAAUCUUCCUAUGAAUGUUAAGGAGUGGGAAAUUGAGGACCUAUUUUACAAGUAUGGCCGUGUAUUGGAUAUUGAACUCAAGAUCCCUCCACAUUCCCCUGCUUAUUGUUUUUUAGAGUUUCAAAACUCCUGCGAUGCUCAAGAUGCUAUUAGGGGCCGAAAUGGCUACUAUUUGGAUGGUUCUUACUUAAUGGUCGAGCUUGCGCAUGGUGGUGGAGGGCCAUCCUCAUCAAGUGAUCCACACAGCAACUAUGGUGGUGGAGGGCCAUCCCCAACAAAUGCUCCACACAGUAACUAUGGUGGCGUGGGAGGCCAUUACGGCAUUGAACGCCGCCAAUCUGAAUAUCGAGUUAUUGUUCGUGGGAUUCCUUCAUCAACUUCCUUGCAAGAUUUGAAGAAUCAUAUGCAAAAAGCUGGUGAUGUGUGCUUUGCUGAAGUUUCUCGUGAUAGCGAGGGAACUUUUGGUAUAGUUGAUUAUACUAAUUAUGAGGAUAUGAAGUAUGCUAUCAGGAGGCUAGACAGAGCAGACUUUGGAAAUCCUUGGACAAGGACCUACAUCCGGGUGAAGAUGUAUGAGGGGAGUCCGUCAAGAAGCCAAAGCAGAAGCCGAAGUCCAAGGAACAAAAGAAGCAAGUAUCUGAAUUUCAUUGCAAACCCCUUCAGCUUAUCUUUGGAAUUGUCGCUUUCAAUGUCACCAUCAACAUCAAGAUCUAGGUCUAUAUCUGCAUCUCCUGAAAAAACACCCAUAGACGAACAAGAUGAUUAUCUCCUUGCGAGGUAAAGUUAUUGUUUGAGUUAUAUAGAAAAAAUGAGCAUUGGUUGUUAUAAAAUCUAGUUUUGUCAACCCACCCAGGUUAGCUGAAGUGGUAAGAAAAUUCAUACUAAAAGUACAUUGAUUGAAGUGGGAGGCCAUUUUGGUGGGAUACUGCGAUAGCCUCCUCUAGGGAAAAAACACUAGUCUUUAAAAGGAAUAUGGUCUUGUCGGAUAUCAGAAAACCUUCGCCCUAUCUUGUUUAGGUUGGGGAAUUAAGUCAAGUAGUGUGUUGAUGAGUUAGAUUCCAAGUUAUAGUUUAAAAUUAGAACUUGUCUCCUAUUAAGUUGAUUUCAUAAUUCUAAUCAAAGUAUUAUCUUCAAUCAAAGUAUCCCACGAUCCAACCUCUACGGGAUUGAUUAUCUUCAUUGAAGAAGGGGUCAUCCCAUCUGGUUGAACAUAUUAUAAUGAAUUGUGAUCUCUUUUCAAAGAAAGGUUACUCAGUACAGAUCUUGAAUUUGUAUACAAUGCUUCAAGCCAUUAUAAGUUUAAGUGUUUCUCCUUUUAAGUUGAUUUCAUAAUCUUAUGAACUUGAUCUCUAAAAUUUGUAUUUGUUCUAAAAUAUGUAUUUCUGUCCAACCAGCCUUUUACAUUGUGUGGUUCUGAAAACAAUCUUAUUUCAGGCUGGCUCAGGCACUACCUAAUAUGCAAGCAAAGCAUUUUACAGGAAGUGUCACAAAGGAUUUGUAGAGAGCUUUGUUGGGAUAACUUUUGUUCUAGACAGUUUGCUUGGAAGUAGUUUCAAAAAAUACUUUUAUAUGUUGUUUUUGUGUCAAAUGGAAUCAUAAAAAACUUGCAGAACAGAUACUAUGAAGUUUCUUUCCAACAAGCUAGUUUUUAUCUAUGUUCAUUUGGCUUAAACUAUGUUAAACUACUACUGUAUUUCUUGCUAGUCCUCUUUGGUGUCUAUUUGAUGGGUUUCAACUUCCUUGCCAUAUACUUGUGGACAAUUUCACUUAAAGAAGAUUGUGCUUCGGCUUGAUUUAUUUGUUAUCCAUUGGAUUGAAUUUUAUGCAA
This is a messenger RNA of Impatiens glandulifera, 2080 nucleotides long. Its product is annotated as serine/arginine-rich splicing factor SR34A-like. The transcript is spliced from 12 exons. Lineage: Eukaryota; Viridiplantae; Streptophyta; Magnoliopsida; Ericales; Balsaminaceae. Gene Ontology annotation, cellular component: nucleus; ribonucleoprotein complex; cytoplasm. The record is from RefSeq and is a predicted model, not a curated record. Gene Ontology annotation, molecular function: mRNA binding. Bases 215 to 1033 code for a protein of 272 amino acids.